GGGCACGAACCCGUGUCCCCUGCAUCGGCAGGUGGACUCUCAACCACUGCGCCACCAGGGAAGCCCUUCUCUUGUAUUCUUGAUAGACUUUCACAAUAUCCUAUGUUACUUCAAUUAGCGACUUACAGGCUAGGCAACAAAAAUCAGCUUUGUUCAAGGCAGAGUUUUUCCUAUCCUUUCAGUGUAACUUUUUUUUCAAGAAUUUUCUCUUGUGGGUACCUCAAUCCUGAAAGUACUGUUUGUAAACUCAAAGCUCAGGGCAGCAAAGGACUAUGCUGAGUUAAAUGGGGGCAGUGGGCUCUGGUGGGCGGCUAAAACCCCAAGCCACAGAUAGCCAAGGUCCCUAAGUCCUAGAGGUCGGAGGAAGAUGAACUGCUGCAGUGUGUUCCCGUGGCAACUAAGUCAUCAGCAGGCUGGAAAGAGCAGGCAGGGCUGGUGUAGGAGGGAGAGACACAUCUUGUCCAAGAAACUAAGAGGGAUCGGGGCAGGAGUAAAAAUGCGAGGAUGUAUUGUCACACAAGUGUCUUACAACUUGGUUACAUGUCCCCAAAGUGCUGAUCACUGAAACCUUUAAAUGAACCACUUAUUAGACUCUUGCACAAUGCAGAGCUACAAGAUGGAGCUCUCACUGGGCUUUGGGGACUCACGCAAGUCAGUUUUCAAGUUAAUUUGAUAAGUUGUUAUGACAACAAAACUACUCUUCCUCUGAGAAAUGAAUGCCUCCAAUUUUGAUAUUACAUUAAGGUUCUUUGUUUUAAGUGAAAUUUUGAGCAGAUUUUUGGAGUCUUUGUUCUUUAAGGGUUAUGGCUUAGGAUUGGCAAAUCAGUCUUAUUUUUAAAACAGUUUUUUGAGUAGGUGACAGUGGAAGUGUGGGCAUAGUGUCACAUAAGCGAGUGUGUGGGUACACACGUGUCUAUACUGGUGAAAGCCGGCAUCAUUACUAUCCUCAGUACCCAGAUUAGCACCAUCCCGUGUUUUAAAUUGCAGAUCUAAACAGAGUGCCAGUUAACAGGAAAUUACAUUUUCAGUUUAACAGUGGCAUUCGAUUGUGCAGAAAGGAGCAGGUUCCUUGCUUUCUCUUUCUUUUUCAUUCAUUCCUUCCUUCUUCCUUCGUUCCUUUCACACUAAUAAAUACAUUUAUCAUCCAACUGCUUGAGGAGAGAGGAGUGUUGGGCGAAAGACAGGUUUAGUCAUGAAUGCUGGUGUGAUGUCACUGCCAGCUCUGUGAUCAUAGGUGGUGUUAGAGCUCCAGGAGCAGCGGGGAGAGCCGUGGAAGAGGCGAUGUCGCUCUCACACAGGCAGCCAGCCUCACGCACUGCCACUCCCGGCCAGCUCUGUCAGGGCCAGCCUGCACAGUGCUGGGUGGAUUCCACAAAAGAAAUGAGCCAAGCUGGGUUUGAGUGGCAGAGGACAGAGGGCAAGCUGAAUGAGAUCGGGCUGAAUGUCAGCAUGGACGGGCAGCUGAAAGACGGGCUUGUGAAGAAUGCCAGCUUCCUGGAGCAGAAUAAGCUCUGCUUCUUUGAGGGGAAGCUAGACAAAGAGCUCGGCAUUGAAGCGCAGGACAAGGAGUAUCAAGCCACCUCGGGUCACCUUGCGAGCAGGUAUGUGAUUGCAGACAGCUGCCAUCCCUUGGAGGGGAACUCAGUGCACCAGAAGACGGCCGAGUUACAUCUGGGACCCAGAGAGGGGCCAGACAAAAACAAAGCCACUAUAGUUCCGGGGACGGUGGCAGGGAAGAAUGUGCCGGAGACAGAGAGCCAGCCAGAUCUGCAUUUCCCUGGGGCUGCUGACAUGCCCACCCAGUAUGUUAAGGAGCAGGAAACCAGUGUUUGGAACCCCAACUUCCAUCCCGUGUCAGUGGCUCAAGACCCUCAGCACUCAAGGGAAGGAACUCCAGGAAAGGAGAAUGGCAUCCCUGCUGGCUGCCGGGUGAUUGGGGUGGUGAGUGAUAGCUCUGGGCAGCUCGAAUAUGAGUCCUCCCUAGCGGUGGCUGUAGCCCACCCAGCCCCCACUGUUGCGCACUCACCCACUGCCAUUCCACCAAUCACUAGGGUCGAGUUCACCCCGGACUAUGUGAAUGCCAGCUCUCAUAUCAAAGACCAUGAUAAGGAGUUGGAGAAAUUGAGUUCUACCGAGGAGGGGGCUUUGCUUGACCAAGCCCCCCAGCAGAAAAAGGCAAUGCGCCGGGCCCUGUCUGAGUGCUCUCAUCUCUCAGUCCCCCCAGCUGUCAACCUUGCAGAUAAGUAUCCUGAACUUCCCGCCCAAGAAGAGCUUUCUUCUGGCCUGCUACUCCUCACCAGUAGCCCAAUGCUGAGUCCCACACCCAAAAAACUGGGGGCUCCUGCCAUUAGGCGCUCCAUGACGGUGGCUGAGGAACAGACAGCCAGCCACAAAUUGAACCCUGGAGAACUGCCCAUUCUGCCUACUGAAGAGAUACCUCCUUUCAACUGCGAGGAACCAGUGGCCAAGAGGAGAGAAGAACUGACCCACUUCAACAACAGCAGCAGCAGCAGCUCUGGGAAGAGGGAACUGGGCACUGCUGGGUUCUAUCUCCAUGGUAAGCUGGAGCAGAUUCCUGAAGUAAGCAGCAAGGAAAAAGGACAAGAAGAUACUAGUGAAACUAGAGCGGAUUCAUGCUUCCAAGUCUGCCGAGGAGGUGAGAAACGGCCAGGACAGACAGUUCUGGCAGGGAAGAAGGAAAUUGAGGUCACCACAACCCAGAGCACUCCAUCGUUCCUGUGUGAAGAGACCCCACGUGAUGGUAUGUUUCUAAAUUUUGUCUCCAUGGGGAACAAGCAGACGGCAAGGAAGGAACCAAAGUGGCAGAUUACCGGCAGGAGCGUUAGGCGGCUCAUUCCUGCUUGGAGUCUAUGACUGCCCAGGGAAAGCUGAAUUCCCUUGCAUCGGAAGGUUGGGGAGAGUGAUGCGAGAGAGUGCACAAAGUGACUCUAGCUGGGUCAACCUGCACGUCUGUUGGUGUGACAGAUGGUGUGGACUGAGGGUGUGGUCUGAAUCCCAUCAGAGAGGGGUAGGCGUAAGACAUAGAGCCCCUUACUUGACCUCAUGUCACCCUGCCCACCCCUCCCCCCAUCCUCCCACCCCUCAGCUCCCUGUUGGUUUGAACCAGAUGAUUCCCGAGCCCUAAAUCAUCCAAUCACAACUGAUUGAUUUCGUUGCUUGAAAAUCUGUCACUGUGGAUUCACAAUGGCUUUAUCAGCACUAACCUCCUCUCAUUAAGUAGCGCAGCCUGGAUGCAAGCUCUGUUUUCCGUUUUGCUUUUGAGAACGUUUUGCUUUUGUUCAAGCUGAAAAAGAGCCUUUUAAAGCUGGCUAUUUAAUAUUCUUUUCCUGUUCUUCAUGUUUGACCCGGUCUUGCUUCUAGUUUUCUCUCUGUAUAUGUGUGUUAGGAGGAUUUGUGGGGAGAAGGGGAAGAAAGGGAAAGUGGACAGUGGAGAGACUUGUGGUUAAUAAACAGCUAAAUGUUGCGGUCCUUGCGGCUGCCGCUUUGUCUUUCUUCCUGGCCCUUUCUUCUCUUCCCCACCCCCAGCUCUCCACGGGUCUUAUUGUUGGUGGUCUUACAAAAGCUUGUUUUCCUCUGAGUCCAGUUUGUGCACAAAGGACCGUGAUUCACAAGCUAGUUAAUGGAGAUUUACAAUAUGUGUUUUGUUUGUUAUAAAAAUAGCCUCUUUUCCUAGGAACCAUUUCCUCUAGUAUUUAUACCUCUCAGUACAUUUUUACAAAAAUGUUUUACUCAUUUUUUUCUUAAUAUUAGAAGUGGUAUUUUCUAGGGGGAAGGGUAAGUGGAAAGGACCCUUGAAGACUGGCAGGUGUGUGGCGUGUUUUUUUUUUUUAAAUAGAGGUGGGCAAAAAAGCGUCAUAUUUCCUCCAUGAUUUCUUAUGACUCCAAGAUGAUAAGACUCAGGUGUCCUAUGCUGUCGCUUCCUUCUAACUGUAGCAGAACUGUAAGGGCCUCCUGGAUAGGAUUGUCUCAUCUUUUGCUUGAUCCCCAGGUGCCCAGUUCAGUGCCGUAUACCUUCUAGGUGGUAAUGAGUGAAGAUUUUUGUUUAUUUCAGAACAAGUUUGUCCUAGUUCACACUAAGAGAAGUUCACGCUGGUAGGAAAAAAAUGUCAGAUGACUGACAAACCUCACUGAUCUGUUCACCUAAUAAAUGUUUGAAUGCUGACUGCUAAACUCUAUGUAGAUAAAGCUAUAUAAGGAUUCAUUGUUCACCAUACCUAUCAUAUGCCACUACCUAGGCCCUGGAUAUUGUCCUUAUCCUCGAACGACUUGUGAUCUAGUUGGGGUGGCAGGGGUCGGGGGGUGGGGGUUGUAUGAGAGGAUUGUGAAUCAUGAAAACUUUUGGGAGGAGGUGGCCUUGGAAGCCUAACAAAGUGGAGGGAAAGCCUUCCAGGCAAAGGUAUGAAGCUCAGACAGCUCACAUUAGGUAAAAGAACAAUGAUGAGUAUUUGUGGGGCUUCUCUUAAUUAUUAUUUAGUUUCAAAGAACAGAAACACAGUCAUAGGAACUCAAAUUUAUAAAAAGCUAUUUGUUGACAAUCUCAGGGAAUCCUAUUUCAGGAAGUGUAGCCCAGCUACAGCCAUUGUGUGUCUCACUUAGGACCUCUGCUUUGCCCUGAACAUGUGUUCCAUUCUCUUCCCUUCUGGAAACUGUUCUCUGCCGUCUCUUACUUUUUGCUUCCUUUGUGUCUCUGGUCUGUACAGGACAUUGGUUGCCAUGGUUUUGGGUUCUGUGCCCUACUUUAUAUCUCAGGAACCCAAGGUUGCUUGGCUAUAGUUUUCAUAUUUUCUUUCUUUUAGGGAAAGAAUGAGUAAGUAUAUCUUAUUGUCUCAGCUUGGUCCAGUCACCUGUGUGCCAGGUACCAAAACCUUCUUCACCAGUCUUGGCCAUUUUGAGCUGCCCACUUCAUCUGGGGCUCCUCUGGAGAAGGAUGUGGGUUGAGCAAAUAUGCCAAAGCCAUCUGUACAUCUGUGGCAAGAAAUAAUGGGAUAACAAAUCUAGAAAGUUGUUUGGAACCCAAGCUUAGUUGUUCCCUGAGUUGUUUAAACCUUACUCCCAUGUUCAAAAAACUGUCCUGACUGCCUAUGACAAUAAAUAAAGUGGCCCAAAUUUGGCUUUGAGAGGAUUCACCUGUUCUCAGUAGAAAAGAUAAACUGGAAGACAGAGGAUUGAAGGCAAAAAAAUCCCAUGAUGACAGUUGGAUACAUGUAGUAGUAAAAGGUGAACUACUGAGGACGUGAUAGGGGAAGUAUACCAGAAGCGAAAUCAACUGGACUUGAAAACUGGGUGUGGAAGGGGGGGGGCGGCGGGGGGGAGUUAAAAAUGAUGCUGUGAUUUUGAGCCUGGGUUUUCCAGCAAGUAGUAGUACAAAUAAUGGAAAGAUGCAACAGAAGGGAGCAGUUUUGUGUUCUUUGUGAACAUUCUUCUGUGGAAAUGUAGGGACAUUUGGGUGGUGGUCUCUAGCAGUUGGCUGGUAUAUACCCCGGAAGCAAAGGAGGAGGCUCAUGGUGAGAAGCACUAUCUGGGAGGAAGACUAUGGUUUCUGCUUAUGUGGCGGUCAUGCAUUUUUCACUGGGUGACACUUAACUUGUGCAGGUUGAGAUGUUGCAUGUUUAUAUCAUAAGCAGUGAGACUUCAUGAAGUGUUCAUGUUGUUUGCUGAAAAAUCCUGUGCUUAUUGAAAAAUGUUCAUGGUGGUCUGAUGCCAGUGGCCAGUGGCAACAAGUCAGACAUUUGGUGAGAUAUUCUUUCAGCUUGCUCUAUAACAGAGGCGUUACCAAUACCUUGCAUGGUGGGGGUGGUUUUCUUUCUUUAUAUUUUUAAAACUAAAAAAAUUCCGUUUUCAACUAGAAAUGCAUAUGGUUUCAAGCAUCAAAAAGUACAAAAUGCUAUACAUUAGAAAAUCUCCUUCCAAGAGAAGGUGACAUUGAUUCACUUUUUCCUGUUCAUCUCUUCUAAAUACAGCUAAAUACUCUGGAAAGAAUGCACCAGAUAAUCAGAAAAGGAAUCUGAAAGGUAGAAGGGAGAGGGCAGGCUGGGUAGGGCUCAGGACUUGAGGAAGGACAGUGCAGUGAGUUCCCUUGGCUUUUCUUUUUAAUCUUCCACGUGUCCUUGUCUGGGCACUGGAGGGUGUCUACAACCUGGAAUCACCAACAAGCAUAGAUAAAAGAAAAAGAAAAGGCAAAAAGAAAGAAAGAAAAACCUGCUCUCUUUUGACCAAAGACCAGGAACGGGGAAGCCCUAUUUCCCUCCCCAUAUCCAGCAGUGGUGGUGGACUCAAUCUUCUCGCAGGUACAGUGUCAGCAGAGGUCAUCAGGGCCUACCUGUUGUGCACUUCACACCUGGCAGCAGUUGCAGGCCUGAUCCACCCACAGUGGCAGGGAAGCUCAUCCCCUGUCCCCACUAGGUGACCAGCGGCACCAGCCUUCUACCCAGUAGCAGAAGGAAAGGUAGGUAGGUUUCCUGCUACACUCUUUCCUCCAUCAUCAGGCCAGUUAGGUGCUUCCUGCUCCCAGUGGCUUCAAAACAGGAAGUCCACCAGCAUCAGGCAGCCAGAAAUCAGGCCAGGAGAAAGUCUGCAUUCCGUGGGUCCAGCAUCACUCAUCCCCCACCCAGUGAAACCAUCUGUCCCAGGGAAGUGCCUUGAGCCCUUGCAGGCAACACCAGCAGGGAUUGAGUGACAGCCUCAUGGAACCAGAAAAACACAGCAGGCCUGUAUUGCACUACAAGGGCCCUGGGAACUAAAUUGUUAUUGAAACUACCUGCACACUAAAUUUAAAUAGUGAUUACCUGCUAAUAUACAAAAAGGAUUUUAAAAUCCAUCAUAAAAUUAUUUCAAGAAGAAGUUACAAAUUCUCUUGAAACAAAUGGAACUAGAAAAUCUCAGCAAAGAAAUAGAAGUUAUGGGCUUCCCUGGUGACGCAGUGGUUAAGAAUCUG
This is a messenger RNA of Aethalodelphis obliquidens (Pacific white-sided dolphin), 6955 nucleotides long. RefSeq lists its product as uncharacterized. The transcript has a single exon. The coding region runs from base 1282 to 2874 and encodes 530 amino acids. NCBI's taxonomy places the organism in Eukaryota, Metazoa, Chordata, Mammalia, Artiodactyla, Delphinidae. The record is from RefSeq and is a predicted model, not a curated record.